AUGCGGCUGGGGUCCGGGACCUUCGCCGUCUGCUGUGUAGCGAUUGAGGUGCUCGGGGUCGCCAUCUUCCUUCGGGGAUUCUUCCCGGCGCCGGUUCGUUCGGCUUCCGGGACGGAGCCCCAAGCGGAGCUCCCAGCGCCGGAACCCUCGGCUGGAUCCAGUUCCAACUGGACUAAACUCCCGCCACCUCUCUUCAGUAAAGUUGUCCUUGUCCUGAUAGACGCCUUGAGGGAUGAUUUUGUGUUUGGGUCAAAGGGUGUGAAAUUUAUGCCCUACACGACUUAUCUUGUGGAAAAAGGAGCAUCUCACAGUUUUGUGGCUGAGGCAAAGCCACCUACCGUUACUAUGCCUCGAAUCAAGGCAUUGAUGACAGGGAGUCUGCCUGGUUUUGUGGAUGUCAUCAGGAACCUUAAUUCUCCAGUGCUGCUGGAAGACAAUGUGAUUAAACAGGCAAAAGCUGCUGGAAAAAGAAUGAUCUUUUAUGGAGAUGAAACAUGGGUUAAAUUAUUCCCCAAGCAUUUUGUAGAAUACGACGGAACCACCUCUUUUUUUGUGUCAGAUUACACAGAGGUUGACAACAACGUCACGAGGCAUUUGGAGAAAGUAUUGAAAAGAGAAGACUGGGAUGUGCUGGUCCUGCACUACCUGGGGCUGGACCACAUCGGUCACCUCUCAGGGCCUAACAGCCCCCUGAUCGGGCACAAGCUUAGUGAGAUGGACGGCGUCCUCAUGAAGAUCCACAUGGCACUGCUGUCAAAGGAAAGAGCAGCUACCUUGCCCACCUUGCUAGUUCUCUGUGGGGAUCACGGGAUGUCUGAGACGGGCAGUCACGGGGCCUCAUCCUUGGAGGAAGUGAGCACGCCGCUGGUGCUGGUCAGCUCAGCCUUUGUGAGGAAGUCUGGUGACAUCAGACGUCCCAGGCAUGUCCAGCAGACUGAUCUAGCAGCUACACUGGCCAUAGCACUGGGCUUGCCAAUUCCAAAGAACAGUGUGGGACGACUUUUAUUUCCAAUUGUGGAAGGAAAACCAAUGCGAGAACAGCUAAGAUUUUUACAUUUAAAUACGGUGCAGCUUAGCAAGUUGUUGCAAGAGAAUGUACCACUGUAUGAAAAAGAUCCUGGAUUUGAACAGUUUAAAAUGUCAGAAAAGAUGCAUGGGAAUUGGGUCAGACUCUACUUGGAGGAAAAUAACUCAGAAGUCCUUUUGAAUCUCGGCACAAAGGUCCUCAGGCAGUACCUGGAUGCCCUGCAGAUCCUGAGCCUAUCUCUGAGCAGACAAGUGGCACAUUACGACAUCUACUCGAUGGCGGUCCUCACCUUGCUCCUGCUCAGUGUCCCAAAGGCACUUGGCCCAGCAGCUGAGCUGGAUGUACCACUGUCAUCGCCACUGUUUUCCCUGCUCUUCUACCUGAUGCUCUUAGUCCUCUCAGCCGUACAUGUCGUCGUGUGCACCUCAGCUGAGAGCAGCUGUUACUUCUGUAGUGUGUCCUGGCUGGUGGCAGGCGGUGCCAUGCUGUUGAUAUCUGCACUGCUCUGUGCGAUCAUGUCUGCACUCACAAAGACAGGGGUCAGCAUGAAGCAUGCAGGGAAGAACCUUGCUUCUUCAAACUCAAAGUGGUCAGAGCUGGACCUCCUCAUCCUGCUGGGGACUGCGGGCCAUGUCCUGAGCCUGGGUGCGAGCAGCUUCAUUGAGGAAGAGCACCAGACCUGGUACUUCCUCGUCAGCACCCUGUGCCUGGCACUGUGUCAGGAGGUCUGCAGAAACCACCUACUUAGCAGCGACGGGGACCCACAGUGUAGCCUGCACGUGGAGCUUGGGCCCAAGGGGGACGCACUGGUGCUGCAGGACAAGGCAGAGGGCUGUGCCAUGCUGGAGGCUGACAGGACUCACAAGACUGCCUCCGCCUUCAGACAGCUGGGCAGUGUGGAGCGAAGGAUGGUGCUGGCCAGCCCCUGGGCAGUGCUGUGCUGUUGUCGGCUUCUGAGGUCCCUGAAUCAGACAGGUGUUCAGGGGGCCCACCGACCUGACCUGGGACACUGGCUAACCAGCUCUGACCACCAAGCCGCCCUGUCUAUCCUGGCUGCCCUCUCACUCCUUACCGUCUUCCUGCUGGUCCAGAGGAGGUGCUCACCCAUGUCCAAGGUGGCCCUGGCACUUGGCCUGCUGGGUGUCUACUGCUACCGGGCUGCCAUAGGGAAUUUGAUGUCACCAUGGCAACGAGGCAACAAGGACAUCUCAAAGGGCAUCAUCGAGGCACGUUUUGUUUAUGUCUUUGUCCUGGGCAUCCUCUUCACGGGCACCAAAGACUUACUCCGGGCCCAGGUUGCUGCUGCCGGUAUCAGAGCCAGGACCAUGGGCUUGUGGGAGAUAUACAGCGGGCUAGUCCUGCUGGCUGCCCUGCUGCUCAGGCCACACAACCUCCCUGUGCUAGUGUGCAGCCUCCUGGUGCAGACUCUGAUGGCCGAGUUUGUCUGGAAGCCACUAAGCCACGAUGCAGCAGAGGUGACCGUGAUGCACUACUGGUUUGGACAGGCCUUCUUCUACUUCCAGGGGAACUCCAACAACAUCGCCACUGUGGACAUAUCUGCAGGCUUCGUGGGUCUAGAGCACUACGUAGAGGUUCCCGCUGUGUUCCUGACUGCGUUCUCCACAUACCUAGGUCCUGUCCUGUGGGCCAGUCACCUAGUAAACUACCUGAGCUCAGAAGCUGGCAGCCCUGCGGCAUUGCGUCACUCCUGCUUUUGUUAUGCGCUUCUCUGCUCCCUUCCAGUCUCUGCAUAUAUCAUUCUGGUGACGUCCCUGCGGUAUCAUUUAUUUAUCUGGAGUGUGUUUUCUCCCAAGCUCCUCUACGAGGGAAUGCACCUGUUGAUUACAGCUACCAUUUGUGUCUUCUUCACAGCCAUGGACCAGACCAGACACAUGAAAUCUUAG
Molecule: messenger RNA, 2931 nt
Organism: Elephantulus edwardii (Cape elephant shrew)
Lineage: Eukaryota; Metazoa; Chordata; Mammalia; Macroscelidea; Macroscelididae
Gene: PIGG
Product: phosphatidylinositol glycan anchor biosynthesis, class G
Exons: 13
Coding region: 1-2931 (976 amino acids)
Biological process (GO): GPI anchor biosynthetic process
Cellular component (GO): endoplasmic reticulum membrane
Source: RefSeq, a predicted model, not a curated record